Camellia sinensis is the source of this 2495-nucleotide messenger RNA. The record is from RefSeq and is a predicted model, not a curated record. Lineage: Eukaryota; Viridiplantae; Streptophyta; Magnoliopsida; Ericales; Theaceae.
CUUAAGACCCUUCUUUCAUUUCUUACUUGUAACGGUUCAGAUGGGCCGUUGCAUAUCCAACAGCUCAGAUUAAAAAAAAAACAAUUGAAAUUUUCGUCGAUCUCCCGCCCAAACAAAAACACAGUUUAUACAUUCACUCUCACUCUCACUUUCACUCAGCCUCACAGUCGCUCGUGGUCGUCUAUCCAACCUCUACCCUCACCGGCGAACCGACGACCAAUCCCGACGGCGACCCAGACGGCGAACCCACUCGUGACCCCACGACGACCAUAGCUCCACCACUCCAGCCUCUACGCUUCGUGAACUCCACCACAAUCGGUUGAGCAAAGAUCUCUUUUUCACGAAUCAAGUUGGUCUUCGAACAUCUGAAAUGAAGAAGUUAGGAGUCUGAAAAAAUGUAAGGCUUUUAGAGUUGGAAUUUCUAAAAAAAUUUAGGACUUUUAGAUUUGGAAUUUCAAAAUUAAGGCUUUGAUUUGGGAUUUUGAAUCGUCUGAAAAUUUUUAGGGCUUAUAGAUUUGGAAUUUCAAAAUUAGGACUUUGAUUUGGGAUUUUGAAACGUCUGAAAAAAUUUAGGGCUUAUAGAUUUGGAAUUUCAAAAUUAGGGCUUUUUUAGCCGUAACUACAAUGCUGUAAUUUUCUACAAUGCUGUAAUUUUCAAAAUUAGGGCUUUUUUAGCCCUAACUACAAGAAGUGUACCUAUUCUUUUUUCCAUCUCUGUCCAUAUGUAAGUACUUCUGUAAUUUUAAUAAAUUUUUGGAUAAAUAAAUAAAUUUAUCCUGUCCAUAUAAGUAGCUGUAGCUAUAAGACAAAUAAAUUUUAAUGGCAUCCGUUAAUAAAUCUAUUUUAACAAGUGUGUGUGUCCCAUAAAAAACAUUAUAAUGGCUAUUAUGGCUUCUUGAAUGGCUUCUUGAAUUCAACUGGAAGAAAACAUUCUCAUGCUAUUAUGAAACAAUACCACCAUUCUGUGUGUGCCCCAUAAUCAAUUUCAGUAAGUCUAGUGAUGCAGAAACCAAAUAUAGAAUUCUUGUGUAUAAAUAUAUGGAUGAACAUGAUUUUACAAGAUUUGAUGGUAUAGCCCACUUCUAAAAAUUCUUGAACAUGAUUUUACUAUCUUAUUCCCUGAAUCUCCCAGAAAUUAUUGCUUCAAACUUUCUUAAAUAUGAUGUGGGUGGUAAUUAUUAUAUUAUGUUUUGAAGAGACUUCAUUUUUUAUUUUUCACUUUUGCACCAUUUGUUUUUGUUUAUCAUUGUGGACUUUGGCCGGUGUUUUUUUUUUUUCUUCAUUAGUAUAUGCCCACAUUUUGAUGGACCUAGCAUGGUCUCUUCUUUUUUCAUUUUCAGUACAGACUGAUUUUGAGCCUGCCCGAGGUUGAGUGGGAUAGGUUUCUUGAAUGAGAUUCUGAUUGAAUGGGUUUGCCAAAUGGUUUGUGUUUUUAAAUGAGCAGCUUCUGUUCUUUUUUUUUAAUAUAAUAUUUUUAUUUGUUUUUUUCAUUAGUGAGUGACAUAUUUUGAGUAAGUUAAUAGUGCUGCCAGUUAUAUAUGCAUCUUUAUACUGCUGCCUAUUUUGCAUGUGUUUCUCUACUUGCUAUCUAUCACUUAUUCAUCUAUUAAAUGCAUACCUGUUUUGCAUCUGUUUUCUGUACUCAUUUAUUUUUUUGGUUGGCAACCAUAAAUUUUGUUAAUGAAAGAAUAAAUAAGGAGAAAUACACAUUGAAGGAGGACAGGAAAUCCACCAAAUAGAAAAUAAAAAGAAACAAAAAUUACAUAUCACACAACUUGCGAAUCUCUAUUAAUCAAAGGACGUUUUGACUCAGGGAAUAAGAUAGUAGUAAGGGAAUAAGGGUGCUAGGGUACAAUGUAAAGGCUGUUACAGUGUGUCUCAUCUCAUGUGUAGUACCCUUACAAAUAUUCUUCCCUAAUUUCAUAACUCAAAGCUAACUACUCAGGAAAAAAAAUCCAGAACCGUGUUUAGAAUUUAAAGUAUAUAUGAUAAAUCUGAUUUACAUUGUUUGUAUUGUAUUGUGUAUGCAGAUUUAGAAAUGGCUUCUUCUUCUACUAACAAUAGCAACAUCAAAUUAAAACCGAGACUGUGUAAUUGUGGAAGAACAGCUGCCAUAUAUAUUGUAAGAACCAAUGAGAAUAGAAAUAAAAGGCGUUUGUUCUUUAUUUACCCAUCAAAAUAUACUGAAACUCCCAAUUGCAAUUACUUCAAGUUCGUGGAUGAAGAUGAUGAAGAUGUUACGUCCACAAUCCGUUCCAACACUAGAGCUUCUAAUGGUGUUACAGUAGAAGACUUUAACGAGCUGAGGAGGAGGCUGUAUGACGUGGAAAAUGAACAUGAUGACUAUGGUCGAAGGCUUCGAAUGGUGGAAAAUAUUUUGAAGGCGAUGGUGUAUUUGAUUGUAUUUUCUAUACUUUUGUACUUUAUGAUAUAAUGUUAUUAUGGAUUUAUGGAUUUAAUGUUAUUAUGGAUUUAAUGUUUUUGGCUUUGAUGAA